Molecule: messenger RNA, 450 nt
Organism: Diversispora eburnea
Lineage: Eukaryota; Fungi; Glomeromycota; Glomeromycetes; Diversisporales; Diversisporaceae
Source: the annotation of a GenBank genome assembly
AUGGAAGCUAUCAAUAAUGAAAGAUUAAUCAAUUUACAACGAGGUAAACGUUAUAUGUUUAAAGGAGUUAAAGGUCGACCAGAUGUCAUACGCUGUAGUGUCGAUAAUAAGGAACUCUUGUGGAAUUUAAAAGCAUCUCAGAUACUAUCAACAGUAGAAUUUAAAACCGAACAGCUAAUGAGAACUUUGAUAAAAGAUGGAACUGAAUUGUUUGAGGCAUACAGCACAGCGUUGACAAUGGAAGAUGAUGGAACAGAUGAAUAUAUUUGGCAUCAAAAAAUCAUUAAGAUCAUUAGACAAACAUUUGGAUAUAUGGGUCACACGGAUAAUUAUGCCUCGUUCUCUGAAUGUGUACGGUAUUUUGAAACAAUAUCUACAGCAGACCCAAUUGUGUAUUCUUCACCACCUAAUGAGGAUGAUGGAAAUGAUGAUCAGCCAUCGGGUUCUUAG